Molecule: messenger RNA, 4672 nt
Organism: Gambusia affinis (western mosquitofish)
Lineage: Eukaryota; Metazoa; Chordata; Actinopteri; Cyprinodontiformes; Poeciliidae
Gene: hsf4
Product: heat shock transcription factor 4
Exons: 13
Coding region: 1-1326 (441 amino acids)
Biological process (GO): regulation of DNA-templated transcription
Molecular function (GO): sequence-specific DNA binding; DNA-binding transcription factor activity
Source: RefSeq, a predicted model, not a curated record
AUGCAGGAGUCUCCAGGUGUUGCCGGUGUGGACGGCAGCUAUGGCAGCAACGUGCCGGCGUUUCUCACCAAACUGUGGACGCUGGUAGAGGAUCCGGACACCAACCACCUCAUCUGCUGGAGCGCUACAGGAACGAGUUUCCAUGUGUUUGACCAGGGCCGCUUUGCCAAAGAGGUUCUGCCGAAAUACUUUAAACACAACAACAUGGCGAGCUUCGUUCGACAGCUCAACAUGUACGGUUUCCGUAAAGUGGUGAACAUCGAGCAAAGCGGCCUGGUGAAGCCUGAAAGAGACGAUACGGAGUUCCAGCACCUCUACUUCCUGCAGGGACACGAGCACAUGCUGGAGCACAUCAAGAGGAAGGUGUCCAUCGUGAAAAGCGAGGAGACUAAAGUCCGGCAGGAGGACCUCAGCAAGCUGCUGUACGAAGUUCAGCUUCUGAGGACGCAGCAGGACAACAUGGAGUGUCAGAUGCAGGACAUGAAGCAGCAGAAUGAGGUUCUGUGGAGAGAAGUGGUUUCACUGAGACAGAACCACACACAGCAACAGAAGGUCAUGAACAAGCUGAUCCAGUUUCUGUUCAGCCAGAUGCAGUCCAGCACACCCAGCGCUGUGGGCCUGAAGAGAAAACUGCCUCUGAUGUUGGAUGACGGCUCUCCCAGCCCUUCUCCACCCAAGUUCAGCCACAGCCAUCCCAUAGAGCCGGUGCAUGAAUCCUACUACAUCCACUCACCAUCCAGUGAUACUGCAUCUUGUUCAACGGAUGGACUGACAGGAGGACCGAUCAUUUCAGAUGUUACUGACAUGACUCAGGCCAGCAUGGCCAUUCAGAUGCAGUCUGCUGACAACAGGCAGAAAAGCAUGAUGCUCAUCAAAGAGGAGCCUGUCAGCCCAGGAGUUCGCGGUGGAGGGAAGGGAGAAGCUGCUGAUGGAGGAGAGGCGGCAGCCAUGACCUCCACCUGUCAGGUCUGCUCCUCUGAGCCCCCAGUCCUCCCGGUUGCCAUGGUGCAGUCUGUCCUGGAGGGGAGGGGCUCCGCAGCCUCCAUGGUGGAGAGGAGGAACAGGAGACCCGCCCUGGACCGAGCUGAGCUUCCAGAGUCGGUGGAGAACGUAGACAUGAGUCUGGAGGAGCUGCAGCAGUUGCUGCUCAGGAGCCACCAGCAGAGCGCCAUGGAAGCUGGAGCCGGCGCCGCAAUGGAUCCGUUCAGUUUAAGCCUUCCUCUGACUGAGUGGAACUUCACUGAGAUGGAAUCCAACCUGAAAUCUUACAUGUUCCAGAAUCAGGAAGCUGAGGCUUUUCCUGCAGCUAGCUGUGAGGAUCAGUGAGCCGCAGACUGUUGCAUUUAUCUGAACGGCCACACAAGCUGCUGUUCCGCUCAUUAUUCUACUCCACAGGAGUUUGAACUCACUGCCCUGCCAGGCUGUUUCCACGCUGCUUUAUUUCCAAUCUGUUCACAGAAGGACAUCUGCAAGGAAACGGACAAUGGGACAAUUUCCUAACUACUUCCUGGUUAGCUGGCUGCCAUGGAUUUGAUGUCCACAUCUGCAGUUAAGGAAACAACUUGUAAAAACUCAAUUUGACUCAUUUACAGCCAGAAGGCUUCUGCAUUUUAGUCUUUGUAUGAGUUCUAGGUUGUAGAUGUGAUUUUUUUUUUUCUCCCUGUAAAAAAUCUAUAAAAAUAUUUUCUAUUAUUUAACACAAGAAUCAUGGGGGUUAAUGUAGAAUAUUUCACAAACAAGUUUUCUUAGUCUGCUUAGAGGCUCCUCAACUCUUCCUCCUAUAGACGUGUUCACUGCAAAAACACAAAAUCUUACAAAAUAUUUUUGUUUGAAUUUCUAGUGCAAAUAUCUUAGUGCACUUGAAAUAAGACCAAACGAGCUGACAGGUAACCUUUGAGCAACAUAUUGUUUUAGUUGAAUAAUGUCUUAAUAUUAGGGAAAAGGUGAUGAGGAGAUUAUUUCACUUGUAACAUUGGAAAAAAGUCUUAUCAGUGAAGCUAAUAAUUUUCAUUAACAUUCAGGAAUUAUUGACUUAAAACAACUUCUUAUAUCUUUCUAAAAACGUUGCAUUAGUUAGUGUACCAAGAUAUUUGGAUAGAAAGUAGAGCAAAAAUACUUGGUAAGAUAUUUUUUAGUGGUGUUAGCCUUGUUGAUACUUCAAGCAAAAGUGUAAAUUUAAACCACACUGACUCAUUAAUAUUGAGUCAGUGUUUUAUUGAGGGUAAAAGAGAAACCAACACAAACAGCUCCCACUUUAAUGCAGACGAAGCCCCAAUGUGUUUGUCCAUCUACAUCCUCCCAACACACAACCAGAUGGUGAUGAUGAUGAUGAUGGAUGGACUGAAGUGCGUCACACUGGGGAGUUUAACCUACCUAUUUCAUAUGUCCUUGAAACUAUUUAUCAUGUAGCCAAAAAGUUAUAUUUUUUUGUUUUUACUUGUGAAACAAUGAAAAAGCAUAACCAGUUCUGCAUUUUGCACAAUCUGCAUCCCAACGUGGAGGGAACAUUGAGAUGAGGCCAUUAAAUUUCUGUUUUUAGAAGGCCGACACUUGGAGCUCAAUGAGAGUCGCUGCAGGAAAUGGAAACUAUUUGAGAUGCAAUGUUCAUCAAUGGGGCAGUAUUAUGUAGAAUUUACUUCUUUUAACUUUACAUCAUAUUCCUAAUGUUCCCUCAUCAAAUACAUACCUGGAGUGUUGUCUUGAAUCCUUCAUGAAUGUUUAAGGAAUCCUUGAAUCUCCAUGGCAACCAUUCAGCUGUGCAAAACAGCUGAAUGGUUGGAUGUAGCUCCGCCUUCAGGGCAAAGCUCCUCCUCAGGGCUUCAGAUUCCAAGCUUCCACCUCACAGAGCAGCUCUCCCUCACUCAGUUCCUUCAGACUAGCCAGCAACAAAUAGCAAACACCUGAUCAGCUCAGUAUACGAGCUACUUCUCAGUGAAACGCUGGUAAAAAUGUUGCUGAAGGGUUGAAAGAGGAGCCAUGUUGUGAUGACUUCCUUAAAGAGACAAAGGCCUCAUUUCAAGGUGGUAAAUUACAAAAUCAAAUCUCCUUAACUCAUAUUUGACACAUACAGGUUUUUUUUUAUAUAUAUAUAACAGCUGACGUUAACAGUUACUUGAUUAUGCUAUAAAAUGGCACUAGAUGCCUGAAAAAUACAUAAUCCAGUCCCUUUAAAACACAGAUGGAACAUAACCAGAUAAAUCCAGAUGUUUUUCCGCUGUGAGAUUAUCCCGUACAUGCUUUAAAAAUGUUGGAGUUUAUAUUUCUGAAUGGGAUUGUAUCUUAGAAUUUAAUCUGUAACAGAACUUUGCAUACCUGCUUGAAAAUGCUAUAAGAUUGAGAACAUUUUCCAAAGGUUUUUUUCUUAUUUUUGUGUAAUUUUAGUUUGUGCUCAGCAUUGGUUGCAGGCAACAACUAUGUGUGAUAAUGUGAUUAGGAGAAAGUAGCUGCAGAUAAGAUGAAUUGUGCAAUAUUGUACAGAACAGUGAGAAUACUGCAAUGCACAGAUGACCAUUGGAAUGUAGGACAUGAACAUGUAGAUGUGAGUUGUAGACUUGAGCAGACUACACUGAGAUGCACUGCUGAAGGAGAGAGUUGGCCUGUGAGUCUAAAAGCUGAGCUGGACAGAAGUUUUGAACAGUUGUUACAUUUCGGUGGAGUGAUAUCACAUCUUGCAGCUCGGCCACAAACUGCAGGCUUCCAUAACCGCCUAACCCAAAACCAUUCAGGCCAUAAUAUCAGCAGGUUUUGCCCUGAGUGUGACUGAAAAGCCUGCUGCAAGCAAGGAGUCAAAUAAGGCACAUAUUAGCUUUAGCUUUUAACUUUGUGUUGCUAUGCUUCCUCAAGUUUCCUCUGUUGAUCAAAAAAAUCUUUGCUGAAUCUUUGACUUAAUGCAACAUGUUGGUAUAAUUACAGCUGCAACUUGAGGGCAAUAUAAAGUAAAAUAAACUCCAAAGAAGCAGCUUACAGAGAUAAAAACUGAGCCGAGAUUCGGCUAAUUUGCCUAAACAUUUUACUGAACUCGCUAAUAAAAAUCUAAAUGUGACCUGCAAGGAAACUUUGCUUGUGGUUGAGCCUUCUUCUCUGUGAAUGCUUUAGAGUAAAUGAAAGAAAAGUGACCUGUGGUGUAAAAUAAGUGAAAUUGCACUAAAAAAUUAUAUUCUUAGACUUAGCAGGUGUUUUUGUUCCUCAUCAUAUGAGUGUAAAUGGAUUUUUCAAGGGAUGAUGAAUUGUACAUUCAGUUGCUGUUGUUCCUAAUUUAUUCUGUUUAAAUUUGAAUCAUUUGCACUGGCAGAGAAUGGAUGUGUGUUCAAAUGGCAUUUCUGCUUGUCGGGACUGCAGACAGAUAAGGACGUAUUUUUGUUUGGUGACUGAAAAGACAUCUGCUGUUAACAAAGCCUGGCAUCCCAAAAGCACCUCUGCACUGUGAACGCUCAUGAAUAAAUUUACAUACAAAUUCACAGCACUUCUGCAUUAGCAGAAGAUAAUAGAAAGCAAACAUGCACUGUCAGUGGAAGACAAGGAUGAUCUCAGUGCUUAGAUGCUUUUGAAAGUGGGCCACAACUUGCUUAAAAUAUGAACAUUUAAAGGGAUUUUUUCUUCUUCUUUUUGCAAAGACUAAAGUGUAUUGUUACAAAUACUGAACAUGUAUUCCACCUGCAUAUGAACAACGGUC